CAUAUCAUGAAUUUAGGUCAUUCCCGGGGUAAAUAGGUAAAUAUGACGAACCGAUACACAGAAGGUGAGCAAAGUUUGAUUUUGAAGUUGAUUCAGUACUUCCAAAGGGAAAAAGAAGCAGGCAAAACUUUAUUACCCGUAAGCGCAGUAUAUGAUAGGGUUUGUGCUGCUCUGGGUGUAUCGUUGUCGACUGUAAAAAGAAUUAGUACAAGAGGUGUUAAAAAAGAUGACGAUUACAAAUCGCAAAAAAGUGUGGCUAUUAGUUUAUCUCACGGACCUCCGCUGCAUGAAAUACAUGAACAUGUAAUAAGGACACGGAUUUAUGCAAUGUAUGCCACAGUAAUCUUCAACGACUUGAUGGCGUAG
Messenger RNA from Photinus pyralis (common eastern firefly), 366 nucleotides. RefSeq lists its product as uncharacterized. Bases 43 to 366 code for a protein of 107 amino acids. NCBI's taxonomy places the organism in Eukaryota, Metazoa, Arthropoda, Insecta, Coleoptera, Lampyridae. The transcript is spliced from 3 exons. The record is from RefSeq and is a predicted model, not a curated record.